GGCAGGCAUACGAGAAAAAUAUGCUGCUUGGUUACUUGUAGAUGAUCGCUGCCAGCUAGCCUAUCUCAGCCACUUGCGCCCAGACUUCGUGUCUUCCUUCAAAAUCAUAACACAUUAUGCGCCAUUAGAAGCAACGUGAUAUCUGUAUUCAUCAGCAUUUUGCAAUUACAGACGCAAGGAUAGAUAAGAGGAUAGCAACAUGAACCUGCUGGGCGCUCCAGUUCGGGGCUUUGCACCUUUUAAGCAGCACAAGCAAGGCGUCAGCGCUCGCGUGCUACUGCCGCGCUGCCAAACAGCAGCCUGGCGUCCUAGCUCCCGAUGGGCUCCGGUCGCUGCUCGCGGCAUUAUCCUUGCGCGCAACACAGCUUCAGCUACCUUAGCGCAAACGCUGGAUGCUGCAGCUGUUGCGCCGACAAACGAAAAUGGCUCGGCAGCAGCGGCUCAGCGCAGCAGCGGUCUCGUCAAGGAUGCCCCCACAUUCCAGGAAGCAAUUGCAAAGCUGCAGGAGUACUGGGCGUCCGUGGGUUGCGCUAUCUGGCUGCCGCACAACACAGAGGUGGGCGCUGGCACCAUGAACCCCGCCACCUUCCUCCGCGUGCUGGGUCCCGAGCCCUGGAACGUGGCCUACCCCGAGCCCUCCAUCCGCCCGGAUGACUCGCGCUACGGCGACAACCCCAACCGCUUGCAGCGACACACGCAGUUCCAGGUUAUUCUGAAGCCCGACCCGGGCAACGCGCAGGAGCUGUACCUGGGCAGCUUGGAGGCGCUGGGGAUCGAUACCAGGGUCCACGACGUGCGGUUUGUGGAGGACAACUGGGAGAGCCCGGUGCUGGGCGCAUGGGGGCUGGGGUGGGAGGUGUGGCUGGACGGCAUGGAGGUCACGCAGUUCACCUACUUUCAACAGGCCGGCGGUCGGCCGCUUGACGCCCCGGCGGUUGAGAUCACGUACGGGUUGGAGCGCAUCUUGAUGUCGCUGCAGGGGGUGCGCAACUUCAAGGAUAUCCGCUACUCCCCAGGUGUCACGUACGGCGAGAUGUUUUACCAGAACGAGUACGAGAUGUCUUGCUACAACCUGGAUGAGGCUGACGUGGCGGAUCAGCGAGCGAGAUUCGAACUGUACGACAAGGAGGCCCGGCGGCUGCUAUCCAAGCGGUUGCCGCUGCCCGCGUACGACCACCUGCUCAAGCUCUCCCACACCUUCAACAUCCUGGAUGCGCGGGGGGCGGUGGGGGUGACGGAGCGGGCGGACUGCUUUGCGACACUGCGGGGGCUGGCGCGAGAGAUCACGGGCCUCUGGGUUGCCCGUCGUGAGGAGCUGGGGCACCCGCUGGGUGUCAUACCCCCGCCGCCCAGCCCCACACCCGCUCGCCCGCACCUGCUGCCGACCGCACCCGGCGGGGAGGGCUCCGAAACCGCUGCUGCUGCUGCAGCUGCUCGUACCUUUGUGCUUGAGAUUGGCUGCGAGGAGCUACCCCCGGAUGAUGUGGUGUCGGCUCUGGCGCAGCUGAGGGAGCGAGUGCCAGCGCUGCUGUCCAAGCUGCGACUGACCCACGGGUCGCUCCACGUGGAGGGCACCCCCCGGCGUCUGGCGGUGGUGGUGGAGGGGCUGGCGGCGCAGCAGGCGGCGGAGGAGGCCAAGGUCCGCGGCCCCCCCGCCAAGCAGGCCUAUGGACCCGACGGCGCCCCCUCUCGCGCACUGGAGGGUUUCUGCCGUAAGAAUGGAGUGGCGGUGGGCGACGUAACGCUCGAGGCGGACGCCAAGGGGGUGCAGUACGUGUUUGCGGUUGUGCGGGACGCAGGCCGGCCGGCAGCGGAGGUCCUGACCGACGAGCUGCCCUCCCUGGUCGGCAGCCUCUCCUUCCGCAAGUCCAUGCGCUGGAACGGCCACGGGGCUUCCUUCAGUCGCCCGCUGAGGUGGCUGCUGGCGCUGCACGGGGGCGUGGUGCUGCCCUUCGUGUAUGGGGGGCUGCAGGCCGGCAACACCACCCGUGUCCUCCGCAACGCGCCCGCCCCCUGCCUCGCCGUGCCCUCCGCCGAGUCCUACUGCGGCCUGCUAGAGGAAGCGGGCAUUCGGCUGGGAGCCGGGGAGCGAGCGGAGCAGAUCUGGAGGGAGGUGCGGCAGGCGGCAGCACAGGUUGGCGGCAGCGUGCCCCCCUCCUGCCGCUCCGAUCUGUUGCCCGAGGUCACACACCUGGUGGAGAGCCCCACCCUGGUCACCGGCGCAUUCGACCCCGCCUUCCUGUCGCUACCUCCCGAGGUACUCGUCAUGGUAAUGCGCAAACACCAGCGCUACUUCCCCGUCUUUGCGGCUCCCGCUGCUCCUGCUGCUGCUGCGGCUGAGUCCUCCGCCUCGAGCGGGUCCCAACAGCUGCUGCCGUUCUUCAUAACGGUCGCUAACGGUCCCGUGGAUCCGGCCGUUGUGGCGGCGGGCAACGAGGCAGUGCUGCGGGCGAGGUUCGAGGACGCGACGUUCUUUUACCGGGAGGACCUCAAACAGCCGUUGGAAGCGUUCAGGCCCAAGCUGGCCGGCACCACCUUCCAGCGCGACCUGGGGUCCCUGCUUGACAAGACGCAGCGACUGGAGCGCCUAGUGGCGCCUCUGGCUGCGGCCAUGGGGGCAGCGGCGGCAGCGGCUGGGGCCGCAGCAGCAGGAGCGCCCAAGGAUGGCGAGCAGCAGCAGCAGCAGCAGGGAGAGGAGAAGAAGAAGGAGGGGGUGGAUUGGGCCUCCCAGGAGGUGUUGGGGGUGGCGGCGGUGGCUGCGGCGCUGUGCAAGGCGGAUCUGGCGACCAGCGUGGUGACGGAGAUGACUGCGCUGGCGGGAACCAUGGGUCGUCACUACGCGUACAAGCAGGGUCUGUCCGCCGCCGUGGCUGAGGCUAUCUUCGAGGCGGCGCUGCCACGUCAGGCGGGCGACGCCCUGCCGUACAGCCCGGCCGGCAUUCUGGUGGCGGUUGCGGAUCGGUUGGAUUCGUUGGUUGGGCUCUUCGCGGCGGGAUGCGCGCCCUCGGCGGCGACGGAUCCGUACGGACUCAGGCGAGCUGCGUACGGCAUGCUGCAGACCCUGGUCUCCAAUGACGUCGCCCUCAGCCUCCGCGACGCCAUCUCCGCCGCCGCUGAGCUGCAACCCAUCCCGGUGGCCCCUGCCGUACAAUCCGACGUGUUGUCGUACUUGUACGGCAGAUUGGAGCAGUUGCUGGGCGAGUGGUACGGCGGGGGCGCCCCGGCGGAGGUGGUGCGGGCGGUGCUUGCGGAGCGGGGGGACAACCCGGCCCUGGCUGCCCGAUCCGUACAAGAGCUCAAGGCCGAGUGGGAGGCGGGUGAGGCGGGUCGCCUGCGUCGCGUGCUGGCCGCCUUCAGUCGCCCCACUCGCAUCGUGAGGGGCAAGGAGGUACCGGACGCGGCGGAGGUGGCGGUGCAGCCGGGCCUGUUUGAGGGGGAGGAGGAGCGGCAGCUGUUUGCGGCGUACUGUGAGGCACGGGGCAAGGUGACCCAUGGGUCGUCUGUGACCCAGUGGCUCGACGCCGUGGAGCCCCUCCUGCCCGCCAUCGACCGUUUCUUCGAGAAGGUGUUUGUCAUGUGCGAGGACGCUGCCGUACGUUCCAACCGCUUGGCGCUGCUCCGAGACCUGGCAGCCCUGCCGCGGGGUGUGAUGGACCUCUCACAGCUGCCCGGGUUUUAAGGAGUGUACGACAACCCGAUGUUUUGCCGUGCAAGUACCGAGGUUCAUGUACAAUGCAAGUCUGGGGUUGGCGUUUGUACAACUGGGCGGCUUCAGGCUGCUGCACAACUGUGUCAGCGCAGCGUUGCAAAGCGGACGAAUGUGAGUCGCCUAUGUUGGUUGAGGUGGAGCUUUCGGUUGCAUGGAUGGAGGUUAGCGGGUAGUUUACCGGUAUUUCGAACGCGUUUGCUUGGGCAGAUGAUGGACCGAACGCGCUAGCCCCAGUUGCGCGCAAACAUAUAUACGAUAAAGGCAGGUGUGGUGGAAGGCGAGGAAGCAGGGAGGGGUGAAGGGAGUAGGAAAGGAGAGCGGCAAGAGCUGCAGGUGUGGAGCUGGUGGUUGUGACGCAGCGAGUGUGUGUGUUGUUGUGCCCUGCUGUUUUCCGCUGAAUGGUCCCCUCGGAGGAGGUGGGUGCGGACUCGGUGCCGAUAGUCCGCUUGUCAGUGGACGAGAGUG
Astrephomene gubernaculifera is the source of this 4174-nucleotide messenger RNA. Lineage: Eukaryota; Viridiplantae; Chlorophyta; Chlorophyceae; Chlamydomonadales; Astrephomenaceae. The record is from the annotation of a GenBank genome assembly.